AUGAAGUGUCCUAGCACUGACUUCGGGCCUAGCACAAAACACACCAUCGCCACCAACUACGGCGGGAGAAGCCCAGGGGAGCAUCUGCGGGCGGCGGCGGCGGCGGCUUUGUGCGUCGCUGAGUCACUGCGCAGUGUGUCGGGCGGCCGACCCCGGAACGACGGGCGCGGGCAGCGCGAGGCGCGGCACGGCGCGGCGCGGCAAGUGGAGCGCGCCGAGCAGCGGCCGGGUCAGCGCGAGGCGUGCCGCGCGGGUUUCCCGGCCGCCGAACGCGCGCGGCGGCGCAGCUGCCGCCGUGACGCAACGCCGCCGGACCGCCAGCACCAACUGCAGCUCCCCGCGCAGGCCUUACGCAAGAGGGCACGCUCCAUUCAUCUGGCGGCGGGGCCGUACGAGCGGCGCUCGGCGCGGCGCUGCGGGCCGCUUAUUGGUAAACAGCACGUGGUGGCGCCGGCGGUGGUGGGGUGGCGUCGCGACGGGAGUACGUCUGGCGGCCGCGGGCAGCCUCCGCAGCAAUCCGCCGCCGCCCGCCGUCGCCGCAGCACGCAGACGCUCCGGAUAGCCGCCGCAGACCUCCCGCAGACCAGCCUCGCCUCUUCCGCGCUGCUCCGACACUCGCCCGACAUGAAGCUGCACGUCGCCGCUUUCCUCGCGCUGCUGCUAGCCGCCUUCUUCAGUGAGGGCGGCAGCGCGCCGCGGCCGGACCCGCGCUGGCUGUGCGAGAGCCUGCGCUGCCCGCCCAUCGUCUCCCCCGUCUGCGGCGUCGACGACACCGGCGAGCUGCGCACCUUCCGGACCGCCUGCCACAUGGAGCUCGCGCUCUGCCACGAGAAAAAGUACUUCGUGAUGCUGAAGCCCGGCGAAUGCUGACGCAGAUGAAGACACCGACCAUCAUCGUUAUUUAUUACGCUAAUUGCCAGCAUGACAAUAAGAUAUAUUUAUCCCAUAUUUCAUGCAAAUACUAUCAUUAUAUUUUCUAUUAUUAACAUUUGUAUUUAAUAAAUAAGUAUUUUUUAA
Molecule: messenger RNA, 1017 nt
Organism: Schistocerca gregaria
Lineage: Eukaryota; Metazoa; Arthropoda; Insecta; Orthoptera; Acrididae
Exons: 5
Coding region: 1-870 (289 amino acids)
Molecular function (GO): protein binding
Source: RefSeq, a predicted model, not a curated record